CCAAACGAGAGCGACGACGACGCCGCUAUUUUGGCAUUUUGUGGUUUUUGAUGUUUUUCUCUUUCCAUUUCUAAAAAAUUUAACAUUCCAAUUUAUACUCCAUUGUAUUCUAUAGUUGAAGAUUGUGCAAGAUGACUGCUAUAUGUCCUAAAAAGGACGGAGGGCCAAAUGUUGAUUUUUUUCAAUCUCCAGAAUCUCUAGCUCAAUUUGAUCAAAUUCGUGUUUGGUUGCAGAAAAAUUGCAAAAAGCAUGUUCAGACUGACCCGCCAACCAAGGAGGGGCUUGCCCAGCUGGUGGUGCAGCUAAUACAGUACCAGGAGAACAAACUUGGGAAGAAUGCUUCGGAUCCACCAUUUAUCAGGCUUCCAAUGAAAGUGUUCAUGGACAUGAAGCCGGGCGGUUCUCUGUGCACUGUGCUCGCCACCAUGUUCCGCUUCAAGUCGGAGCAGCGGUGGCGCAAGUUCGACUUCCAGGUCGGUAAGAACCCGUCGCGGAAGGAUCUGAAUGUUCAGAUGAUGAUGGAGAUUGAGUCUUCCCUCAACAGCGCAGAAGUGGUCCGCACUCCCUGUGUCUACAUUCGUCCUGAUGUAGACAAAGCUACUGUUAACAAGAUCAAGGAGAUUAUAGGGCAUCAUGGAGACAUUUGUGAGGACGAAGAAGACGCGACUCACAUAAUCUACCCGACGGUAGAUCCGCUCGAAGAAGAGUACGCGCGGCCGGUCUUUCGUCGCGGGAACCACGUGCUCAUGCACUGGUACUACCUGCCUGACAGCCACGAUACCUGGGCGCAGGCGGAUUUGCCCGUGGACGUCCCCGAGACAGUGAACUGGGAAUGCUCUCGGGCGGAGCCGUGGCGCGUGUCGGCGUCGUGGGUGCUGGACCUGCCGCAGUACAACGAGUGGAUGAACGAGGAGGACUACGAGGUGGACGCCAACGGCAAAAAGAAGGUGCACAAACUGCGUCUAUCCGUGGACGAGCUCCUCCCGGGCGCGGAGCCGUCGGGCAAAGGAAAGAAGGCCGGCAAGAGGAAGCGCUCGCCAUCGCCGCCGCCCACCAAGCACAACAAGAGGAAGAGCCGUAUAACGAAACGCCGCGAGAACGAGGUGGAGGACGAGGAAGACAACGCUUCCAGAGACAACACCGACGCGGUGCCCACGCCAGAAAGCGAGAAAGCUGUUGAGACGCCGACGGCCGCCGCGGAGCCGCCGCCCGCGGAGCCGCCCGCCACGCCCGCGCCGCCGCUCGACUCGCACGACGACUCGCAGGGGAAGCAUUCCGAUUCCAACACGCAGGAAAUGUUAAUAAAAGAAGAACUGGAGGACAACGUAACGGAUCAAACUCAUCACAUCGUGGUACCUUCGUACUCGGCUUGGUUCGACUAUAACUCCAUACACACCAUAGAGAAGCGCGCCCUGCCGGAGUUCUUCAAUGGCAAGAACAAGUCCAAGACGCCCGAAAUAUACUUGGCCUACAGGAACUUCAUCCUGGAUACAUACCGCCUGAACCCCACGGAAUACCUGACUUCCACCGCGUGCCGCCGCAACCUGGCGGGCGACGUGUGCGCCAUCAUGCGGGUGCACGGCUUCCUGGAGCAGUGGGGACUCAUCAACUAUCAGUUGGAGGCGGAGUCCCGGCCCACGGCGAUGGGGCCGCCGCCCACGUCUCACUUCCACGUGCUCUCCGACACGCCGUCCGGCCUGCAGCCACUCGUGGCAAGGCGACCGGCAGAGAACGCGGCGGUGCCGAAGAUAGAGGCGGGGCUGCCCAACGGCGCGGAGGCGGCGCCGGGCGCGGCCAAGCCCGAGCUGGCCGCGCUGCCCGCCGAGCCCGGCCUCAAGCUCGACCAGUAUCGCAACGCCGGCGGUCGCGGUCGCGAGUGGACAGAGCAAGAGACGCUCUUGUUGCUAGAGGGGCUGGAACUACAUCGCGACGACUGGAACAGAGUGGCGGCUCACGUGGGCACCAGGACACAGGACGAGUGCAUCCUACACUUCCUCAGACUGCCCAUUGAGGAGCCAUACUUGCAAGAUAGCAGCUCAGGUGGAGUCCUGGGUCCACUGGCAUACCAGCCGAUUCCGUUCAGCAAGACCGGCAACCCCGUGAUGAGCACGGUCGCGUUCCUUGCCUCGGUGGUCGAUCCAAGGAUCGCUUCCAAGGCCACUAGGGCAGCUAUGGACGAGUUUUCUGCUAUAAAGGACGAGGUGCCGGCGGCGAUGAUGGAGGCGCACGUGAAGGCGGCGGCCGAGCACGGCGCCGCCGCCGCGCUCGCCGCCACCGGCAUCGCCGGCACCGCGCCGCCGCAGGAGAAAGCGGAAAAGAAAGAAGGUGCGGAAGUGAAGACAGAAGCGAUGGAUGUAGAGGAGAGCGAGCCUGCACAGAAAGUGAAGGAAGAACCCGCCGAGCCCGCCACUGCCGCCAAUGAGAAAGAGGAACCGCCCGCCGACCACACUGACGAACCACCAGCCACCGUGGACGCCAAACUACAAUCAGCAGCAGCGGCUGCCCUCGCAGCUGCGGCGGUGAAGGCCAAACAUCUGGCCGGCGUCGAGGAGAGGAAGAUCAAGUCUCUGGUGGCCCUGCUGGUGGAGACGCAGAUGAAGAAGUUAGAGAUCAAGCUGCGCCACUUCGAGGAGCUAGAGGCCACCAUGGAGCGGGAGAGAGAAGGUCUAGAAUAUCAGCGACAACAGCUGAUCCAGGAGCGACAACAGUUCCACCUGGAGCAGCUCAAAGCGGCCGAGUUCAGGGCGAGGCAUCAAGCGCAUCAGAGACUGCAGGCGGAGAGCGGCGCGGCGCCGGCGGCCGCGGCGGACGCGCCCGCGCCCGCGCCCGAGCCCGCGCUGCCCGCCGCGCACUCCGCGCACUCCGCGCACGCCGCGCACGCUUAGCCACACAUACUCUCCUAGGCCUCUCCACACAGAGACGGGGCCGCUACUUGAUUCUUCCGGACAUACAUUUGUCUGUGGAAUCUAUCCAUGGACAAAUGUACGUACUAUAAAAUUCAUAAAUAAUGGUGUGUGGGGAAAACCUAUCUGACUUGUAGAUCAUUUUCUGCGCUACCUGCGGAAAUCGUAUAUAAUAACAGAAAUGAAUCACAUACGCAAACUUCGUAGAAAAUUUGUCACUUUAUGUAUUGUGCAUAAAUAUGUGUUUUUACAAAUUAUAUGUAAUACUAUAGAGAAAACCAUUUUACGAAUAAACACCCAUCUAGAUCCAUUCAAACGAUCAAUCUGAACCAAUCCCCUUGAUAAAUAUACUUUUAUCGCUAAAAUAUACACGCAAGUUAAAUUGAUAGAGUUAAUCAAUUUAACAAUUUCCAAUUUCUCGACAUAACUUAUCAUUCUUAAAAUUUAUUUCUGGUUUGUUAAAAUUUGAUCGAGGUGCAGAUUUGUUUUAUGACAAGACUGUUUGUUUAAUUGUCCGACCGUGUUAAUGCAGCCCAAUUUCCAUUAUUCAUCAAAAUUAUUAGAAAGUUAAUAACAUUGUUAUUAAAAUUAUGAAAUUUCCAAAUUGUGUAAAGUUAUGCUCUUUAAUAACCUAAUUAGCAUAAAUGUUUACUACACUCAUUUCUUCAUCUAAAAUAUAUAUCUAAGGUUCUGUUCGAUUUAAAAUUUAUAUUUCGAUGAUCUAAAUUUUGAUGAAGAAUAAUGUGAUGAAAAUUUAAUAUGAACGACAAAGUCAUGAUUACUGUAAUUCUCAAAAAUUUUAAGACUGCUUUUAUAUUCUUGGUAUCAUAUGACACCAUUACUAAGAGUAGCAAUCAAAACGAAUUCACAAAUAUUUUAUGUAUUUACCGACAAAAGAUCUUUAUUCUCACGAAUGUAUGUGGAAAGGAUGUUAUAGAUUUUAAAUAGCUAUCUUAAGUAAUUUUAACUUAAUAUAAGUUUGUAUUGUAGAAAAUAAUUAUUUGUCGUAACGAUAAGUUAUGUAAUAAAAUAGUACAUAAAACUAA
This is a messenger RNA of Amyelois transitella, 3949 nucleotides long. RefSeq names its product SWI/SNF complex subunit SMARCC2 (gene mor). Gene Ontology annotation, cellular component: SWI/SNF complex. The coding region runs from base 132 to 2885 and encodes 917 amino acids. Gene Ontology annotation, biological process: positive regulation of DNA-templated transcription. The record is from RefSeq and is a predicted model, not a curated record. Lineage: Eukaryota; Metazoa; Arthropoda; Insecta; Lepidoptera; Pyralidae. Gene Ontology annotation, molecular function: histone binding; DNA binding. The transcript is spliced from 20 exons.